AUGGCCGCGGCCGCCCUCUCCUCGCUGAUGGCGAGCACCAGUCAGUUCACGCAGUUCCAAAACACGCUCAACUUCGUCAGCGGGGGAGCGAUAGUGGCAGGCGGUGCGGCCAGCAGCACCAGCAGUCACGUCAGCACGGCCAGUGUUGGGAGCACCCGGAGCGGUGGUGCCGGUGACGCAGGUUCCAGCACCAAUACCAACCACGGCGCGGCCGGCAGCGGAAGCGACAGUACCGGCAGCUGCACAACGAUCGAUGGCAACGAUGAGGUAGCCAAUACCUUUGACAGCACGCUGGCAGCUCUGGCGGCCACAACAGCAGCCAGCGGAAGCAGCACCAGCAACAACCAAGCUCAAGCUGGCCGGUUGGCCAACGACCCGUCAAACGAAGGGCACCGGAAACAUCGCUCGCAUCCGGCGGAUCUUUCGGGCAUCCUGAUAGGGGCCAACCUGCUCGACGGUGAUCGACGGACGGCCGAUUCCGCUAGCAACAGCGGACCACAGCACGGGCUACUCGCUUCCGACGACGCCACGGUGUCUGUUGUUGAUGAUGAAGUCUAG
Anopheles coustani is the source of this 558-nucleotide messenger RNA. RefSeq lists its product as uncharacterized. The transcript has a single exon. Bases 1 to 558 code for a protein of 185 amino acids. The record is from RefSeq and is a predicted model, not a curated record. Lineage: Eukaryota; Metazoa; Arthropoda; Insecta; Diptera; Culicidae.